AUGCCGGAUCAGGUGCUGGACGACAUUUCGCAUCGCCGAUAUAACCCACUAACUGGGUCCUGGCUCUUGGUGUCCCCUCACCGCACCAAGCGUCCUUGGCAAGGCCAGCAGGAGGCGCCAUCUAAGAACGUCCUUCCAGAGUAUGACCCUAAGUGUUAUUUGUGUCCGGGUAACACGCGAGCCCAAGGAGACGCCAAUCCACAGUAUCAGAAUACGUUCACUUUUGUCAACGACUACAGUGCGGUCAAGGAGGAGCAGCAGGAGUACAGCCCCUCCGCCAGCGAGGAUGACAUCGCCUCCUUGCUGCUCCAAGCUCUGCCGGUCACCGGGCGGUGCUAUGUUCUGACCUUCUCUCCUAAGCACCACGUUACUCUGGCCGACAUGACUCCCCAGGAGAUCCUGCCCAUCAUACAGGCCUGGACCCGCAUCUACGCCAGCCACCUAUCCCCGUCGCACCCUCUCAGCCAGCAGGCCCAGCAGACCCUCGCCCGCAUCCCCGUCAACCCAGAUGGCGAGGUCAAUCCGCCCAAGAACCAGCUCCGGUACAUGCAGAUCUUCGAAAACAAGGGCGCCGCCAUGGGCUGCUCCAAUCCGCAUCCACACUGCCAGGUGUGGACCACCAGCACGCUGCCCGAGGAGCCGGGCAAGGAGCUCGUGCAGAUGGCCAAGUACAAGGCGGAGCGUAGCCGACACCUGCUGGCGGACUAUGCCAAGCUCGAGGCGGAGAAGGGCGAGCGUGUCGUGUGGCAGAACGACGGGUUCCUGGUUGUCUGUCCCUGGUGGGCAAUCUGGCCGUUCGAGGUUCUUAUCAUCGCGAAGCGCCAUGUUCGCGCUCUGGUGGAUCUUACGGAUGAGGAGCGGCUCCAGUUUGCUGAGGCCGUCCAGGAGGUCACACGGCGGUAUGAUAACCUGUUCGAGACGAACUUCCCAUAUAGUGAGUCUUCCACCAUGCCGAAAGGCUCCGGUAUCCACCAAGCGCCACUGGACUGCACUGAGGAGGAGGCAGAGACCAGCUGGUUCCACAUGCACUUUUACCCGCCUCUCUUGCGGUCCGCGACAGUCCGGAAGUUCCUGGUCGGAUACGAACUGAUGGCUGAGCCGCAGCGGGAUAUCACUCCUGAGCAGGCGGCGGCGCGACUGAGGAACUGCGGGGGAGAGUUAUAUCGCAAGUCGCUCAACUGA
Chaetomium strumarium is the source of this 1182-nucleotide messenger RNA. RefSeq names its product galactose-1-phosphate uridylyltransferase. Gene Ontology annotation, cellular component: cytoplasm. Gene Ontology annotation, biological process: beta-D-galactose catabolic process via UDP-galactose, Leloir pathway. Lineage: Eukaryota; Fungi; Ascomycota; Sordariomycetes; Sordariales; Chaetomiaceae. Gene Ontology annotation, molecular function: UDP-glucose:hexose-1-phosphate uridylyltransferase activity; zinc ion binding. Bases 1 to 1182 code for a protein of 393 amino acids. The record is from RefSeq and is a predicted model, not a curated record. The transcript has 4 exons.